Phragmites australis (common reed) is the source of this 1593-nucleotide messenger RNA. Its product is annotated as homeobox protein knotted-1-like 7. Gene Ontology annotation, biological process: regulation of DNA-templated transcription. Gene Ontology annotation, cellular component: nucleus. The record is from RefSeq and is a predicted model, not a curated record. Gene Ontology annotation, molecular function: DNA binding; DNA-binding transcription factor activity, RNA polymerase II-specific. The transcript is spliced from 5 exons. Bases 232 to 1308 code for a protein of 358 amino acids. NCBI's taxonomy places the organism in Eukaryota, Viridiplantae, Streptophyta, Magnoliopsida, Poales, Poaceae.
UGUGCGACAGCCACUCAACUCCAAAGCCACAGUGGCUCCUUUUCCUUUUCGUCUCUACUGUUUCUGUUCCCCCUCCUUGCCUUUUAUUUAUUCCCCAAUUCCAAGAUCUAAGCUAAGUAGUAAGCAAAUCUCCAUGCUUAGCCCUAGCUAGCUGUACUCUUCACUUCUCUGCUCUCUUUCCCUCCCUCUUCUUCCUCACCCAGAUAUCAAGAAACCUAGCUAUAGCUGCUGAUGGUGGAUCUCUCCGAUCUUGGAGGCCGCGGCCACCCGGGUGCUGCAAGGUGGCCGCCGCCGCCGCCGCCUUCAUCAUUGCCAUCUUCUUCUAAAGUCUCCGUGCAAGUCUACACCGUCCCUAGUUCAAAUCCCAGCGGUGGAGCUCGACCUCGAGCUCAAGUUGAUGCACCAGUGAUACAUGCGUCUAGCGGCAGUAACCAUGGCGGUCGCCGCUUUGGCCUCGACCCCGUCAAGGCCAAGAUCGUCUCCCACCCUCGCUACCACGGCCUCCUCGCCGCCUUCUUGGACUGCCACAAGGUCGUCUGUCCCCCGGAGGCGGCUGAGGAGAUCGCAGCGGCGGCACGUGAGCGGGAGGCGCGGCAGCGGGCGGGAGCGGGCGACGCGCACGCUGGGCCGGACCCGGAGCUCGACCAGUUCAUGGAAUCGUACUGCGAGCUGCUUGUGGCGUGGAAGGAGGAGCUGAGCCGCCCGCUGCGGGAGGCCAAGGAGUUCCUGAGGACGGUGGAGUCGCAGCUCCACUCCAUUACUGGUACUGGGCCACCCCUGGGAGCUCUCAUAUCUGCAGAAGAGAAAAGUGGCAUUGAUCCGUCUGACGAUGACCAAGAAGAAGGCAGUGGCAUGGAGGCAGAAGAAGCUCUCGGCAUCGACCCUCGCUCCGAUGACAAGGAGCUGAAGAGGCACCUCCUCAAGAAGUACAGUGGGUACUUGGGCAGCCUGAGAAAGGAGCUGUGCAAGAAGAGGAAGAGUGGCAAGCUCCCCAAGGAGGCCCGGCAGAAGCUGCUCACCUGGUGGGAGCUGCACUAUCGAUGGCCCUACCCCACGGAGAUGGAGAAGAUGGCGCUGGCCGAGUCGACGGGGCUGGAGCAGAAGCAGAUCAACAACUGGUUCAUCAACCAGCGGAAGCGGCACUGGAAGCCGUCGGAGGAGAUGCAGUUCGCGGUCAUGGACGCUUUCCACCAGGCACCGCAGAACGCUGCCGCUGCGCUUUACGUCGACGCCCGCCUCGUGGGGGCAACGCCGGCGAUGGUCUAUGCCCGGCCGGAUCAUGGGGCUCAUGGCCUCUGGCAUAGCUAAGCCAGUGCGGCAGCACCUUAAUACCGUGCGUGCCUGCACUGCUUGGCCUAUAUAUGUACACCAUUGCUUGGAAGAAUGAGGUCUGCAUUACUCCAUCUGCGCGCCAUCGCACUAUCAAAUGUGUGCAUGUCACGACGGUAUAGGCGGCCUUAUAGGUUUGGAACUUCCAAAUAUUCUGCUUCUAUACCCGAAGGGUAAUUAGUUUCGAUGAAUUACCAUUUGUGGAUAUAAGAGGCUUUUGUGUGUAAAAAAGAGGAUCGAAGAACAGGGAAGACCUAAUUCUUA